This is a messenger RNA of Penicillium macrosclerotiorum, 210 nucleotides long. RefSeq lists its product as uncharacterized. The coding region runs from base 1 to 210 and encodes 69 amino acids. The record is from RefSeq and is a predicted model, not a curated record. Lineage: Eukaryota; Fungi; Ascomycota; Eurotiomycetes; Eurotiales; Aspergillaceae. The transcript has a single exon.
AUGCCGCCGCCGGAGAUGCUGUGUGAGGUGAUAGGUUUGCCAUCGGACGAUUCGAGUCACUUCAAGCCACAGGGAAAGUUCCGCCGGGCUGCACAGUAUAGGGGAGAGGAGUUGAAACAGCAGGCAGAUACGAUCGAUCUCUCGAUCUUGGGCUCGACCCUACUCGGACCUGGAUCCCGGAAGAAUCAUGACGCUGGAAUCAUGGACUAA